AUGCCCCUCCACGUGAAAUGGCCGUUCCCCGCGGUGCCGCCGCUCACCUGGACCCUGGCCAGCAGCGUCGUCAUGGGCCUGGUGGGCACCUACAGCUGCUUCUGGACCAAGUGCAUGAACCACCUCACCGUCCACAACAAGGAGGUUCUGUAUGAUCUCAUCGAGAACCGAGGCCCAGCCACACCCCUCAUCACGGUCUCCAAUCACCAGUCGUGCAUGGAUGAUCCUCAUCUCUGGGGGAUCCUGAAACUCCGUCACAUCUGGAACCUGAAGUUGAUGCGUUGGACCCCCACAGCUGCAGACAUCUGCUUCACCAAGGAGCUGCACUCACACUUCUUCAGCUUGGGCAAGUGUGUGCCUGUGUGCCGAGGAGACGGCGUCUACCAGAAGGGAAUGGAUUUCAUUUUGGAGAAGCUCAACCACGGGGACUGGGUGCACAUCUUCCCAGAAGGGAAAGUGAACAUGAGCUCCGAGUUCCUCCGCUUCAAGUGGGGAAUAGGUCGCCUGAUUGCUGAAUGUCAUCUCAAUCCAAUCAUCCUGCCCCUGUGGCAUGUCGGAAUGAACGACGUCCUUCCUAACAGCCCACCCUACUUCCCCCGCUUUGGGCAGAAAAUCACCGUGCUGAUCGGCAAGCCCUUCAGUGCCCGGCCUGUGCUCGAACGGCUGCGGGCAGAGAACAAGUCAGCAGUGGAGAUGCGCAAAGCCCUGACGGACUUCAUCCAAGAGGAAUUCCAGCACCUGAAGAGCCAGGCGGAGCAGCUCCACAACCACCUGCAAGCCAGAUAG
Messenger RNA from Rangifer tarandus platyrhynchus (Svalbard reindeer), 786 nucleotides. NCBI's taxonomy places the organism in Eukaryota, Metazoa, Chordata, Mammalia, Artiodactyla, Cervidae. The record is from the annotation of a GenBank genome assembly.